Aegilops tauschii subsp. strangulata is the source of this 2187-nucleotide messenger RNA. RefSeq lists its product as uncharacterized. NCBI's taxonomy places the organism in Eukaryota, Viridiplantae, Streptophyta, Magnoliopsida, Poales, Poaceae. The record is from RefSeq and is a predicted model, not a curated record.
AUGGUGGCCUGGAACUCCGUCGCCCCUGACCCGGACCUGUUCUGGCGAUUCUUCGCCCGUCUCAAAGCCACGGCCCGCAGCCUCCAACAAUGGAGCUCUCGUGUCAUCAAUAAUAUCACCACCCAGCUCGGCGUUGCUCGCGAGCUUAUUGCACGGUUUGAUGCGGCCCAGGAUUUCCGGCCUCUCACUCCCGCCGAGGUGUGGCUGCGACGCGAGCUGAAAUGCAAAUACCUUGGGCUCGCAUCUCCCGAGCGCUCUAUUGCGUGGCAGCGCAUUCGCCUGUGCUGGCUCAAGGAGGGUGAAGCCUCCGCUGCUUUCCCCAAGAUCCACGCGUCUCACCGUGCUGGCAAGAACAACAUCUUCGACCUCACUGUCGAUGGGCACCAUGUCUCCGGCGACGAAAAUCUUGCUCAGGCUGCUUUUGACCACUUCUCUUCCAUUCUUGGCGGCCAGGACGCUCGAGGAUUUACUGUUGAUCUCGAUGCUAUGCACCACCGCUCCUUCGACUUAUCUGAGCUCGAAGCGCCUUUCUCACCCGACGAGAUUCGGGAAGCCAUCAAGAAACUUCCCUCUGGCAAGGCACCGGGCCUCGAUGGAUUUAGCACGGAAUUCCUUUGCUCCUGUUGGGAUGUUAUCAAGCAUGAUCUCUGUGACGUCUUUGACAAGCUGUACGCCCUGAACGGACGUGCAUUCCAGAGGCUAAACGAGGCUCUCAUUACCUUGAUCCGUAAGAGACCAGACACGGCUUCCAUGUUCGACUACCAGCCCAUUAGCCUCAUUCACCUCAUCGGGAAGCUCUUCACCAAGGUUCUUUCUCUCAGACUGGCUCCUCGGCUGGGCGAGAUGGUUUCAUCCAAUCAGAGCGCCUUCAUCGCAGGAAGGAGUGUGCAUGUCAACUUCAUCCUAGUCCAGCAAACGGCGAGGCAACUACACAGGCUCGGGCUCCCUCGUGCCCUUCUCAAGCUGGACAUUGCUCGCGCCUUUGAUUCGGUCUCCUGGCCCUUCCUCCUUCAGGUUCUGGAACACCUGGGCUUUGGUCCUCAUUGGAGAGAGUGGAUUUCCAUCCUCAUCUCCACGGCCUCCACGAGGGUCAUGAUCAAUGGCACCCCAGGCCCCCCCAUCGCUCACCACCAAGGCCUCUGGCAGGGUGACCCAGUCUCCCCGAUGCUAUUCACUCUUGCCAUCGAUGUCCUCAAAUCUCUGCUCCAACAUGUGGUCACCACUGGCACCAUCCGACGCCACACAGAGCAGCAGGCCGCUUCGAGCGUUUCUCUCUUUGCGGACGACGUGGUCAUCUUUUGCCACCCUGAUCCCUCUGAGCUCUCCGCAGUCAGUGGUAUUCUGGACUUCUUCGGGUCCGUUUCCGAUAUACGCACCAACUUCGCCAAGUGCUUGGCUGCACCGGUACCAGCUUCCCAGCUCCAGCCCAUCAUCGACAAGCUGCUCCGCAAGCUGGCAACUUGGAAGGCCGCUCUCCUCUCGCGUGGAGAGCUCCUGGCCCUGGUCCGGCAAGUUUUAACAGCCAUGCCCGUGCAUAUUCUUCUUGCCAUGUCGCUCUCCCCUCCUAUUCUCAAGAAGACGGGCAUCUCUCUGCGCGUCAGAUGGCUCUGGCUAUCUGCUUCUGACAGUUCGCGCCCUUGGUCCCAUCUUCAACCGCCAACGGACCCUGAGGCACUUCAAUUCUUCCGGGCCUCGACCUCAUGGAUCCUCGGCAACGGCACUUCCUGUCGCUUCUGGACUGAUAAGUGGAUGCAAGGCCGCUCCAUCCAGGAGCUUGCCCCGAGCCUGGUGGCCCUGGUGCUGAACCGAUCGCGCCGCUCUCGCACGAUCGCGGCCGCCCUCCUCGAUCGCACCUGGAUCAGAGACAUCCAUGGCUCCCCAGGCCCAGAGGCCAUGCUCCAGUAUGUCGAUUUAUGGCGCAGACUCCAGUCUGUCGCUCUUACCACAGAGCCUGACAUCAUCCGCUGGAAGUGGACGGAGGAUGGCGAAUACUCUGCUGCCUCCUGCUACGAUGCUCUUUUCAUUGGUUCCACGGCGUCCGAACACUGGCGCAUUGUCUGGAAAACCGGCGCCCCCCUCUCGGUCAAGUUUUUCACCUACCUUGCAUCCAUCAAUCGCUGCUGGACGGCCGACCGGCUCUCUCGCCGCGGGCUUCCGCACAAACUGGCCUAUGUGCUUUGCUCUUAG